AUGCCUAUUCCAACACAUCGGGAGACUAUUCGGCGGGCCAUUCUCUAUCAGUUCCAACUCAGACUUCUCUGCUUGACUGCCCGGAAUGCCUCUGCUAAUGAUGGCAAUGAUUCUGAGUCUGAUGAUUCUGGGGCUGACUCGGAUGUGCCACCUACUGGCUACCAUGUUGCACACCCUCCAAGCUUUAUUGGACACGUCAUCAAUGCUCAAUCGGCUUGCGAGCACACGCGCUACCUCCGGCCCCGCCAUGAGGUGAUCAAGUUCAGCCAGUUCCAGCUCUUGACUGCCUUCUCGCAGAGUGCUGAAGACCUCCAUAACUUUGUCAACAUUGUCCGCAUCUCUCCAUUCGUAUUUGCGUCAAUUGUCACUAUGAUCGAGAACGAUCCUGUCUUCCAGAACAACUCACAGAAUGAACAAACCCCUGUGGAUAAGCAGCUUGCUGUUACACUCUACCGAAUGGGGCGCUAUGGGAAUGGUGGUUCUGUUGAUGAUGUCGCCCGAUUUGCUGGAGUUGGACAUGGCUCAGUAACACUCUUCACUAGUCGUUGCUUUGAUGCAAUCGAGCGACUUCAUCCUCUCUUUGUUCGGGCACUUUCAAGAGAGGAGAAAGAGCAAGAAAAAUGUUGGAUUGACCGACAUAUUGGGUACCGCUCCUCAUGGCGGGAGGGGUAUCUAAUGUACGAUGGGACGAUUGUGCCAUUAUGCGAAAAGCCGGCAUUAAACGGUCAAGCAUACUUUACCCGAAAGAGUAACUAUGGGCUCAAUGUACAGAUCGGAAAUGUUCCAUCUAAUCUUCGAAUUAUUGACUACUCACAUGGAUUCACGGGAUCGGCUCAUGAUUCCUCCGCAUUUGAAUAUACCACUGCUCGAAAACAUCCGGAACUUCUUUUCGAAGGAGACGAGCAUGGCUUUGGGGACUCUGCCUAUGCUCUCUCCGAAUAUAUGAUCCCAAUGUUCCGCAGCCCAGCCCGCCCGACCUGGCUGUCAAUCACCUUUUCUGUGCAACAUUAUCCGCUCUCCGAGUUCGAUCCGAGCAUUGCAUGGGAGCUAUCAAAGGUCGCUGGCAAUGUCUCAAGGGACUACGAACAAGUAUUGCCAAAAAGCGUCAUCAUGUUGAGGCCUGCCGUUGGGUCACUAUUGCCAUUAUACUGCAUAAUAUUGUGGUGGAGCUGGAAGGGAUUGGGGAGAGUGACACAUUUAUCAACCAUGGAAGAGCAUGAUGGUGAUGAUAUGCCUAUGCAGAAUGAUAUGGCAGAGGGUGAGGCAAAGCGUCAACGGCUAGUCGCCGAAAUCAAUGCUAUUCGUGGUCGCUAG
This is a messenger RNA of Mycena indigotica, 1314 nucleotides long. RefSeq names its product DDE Tnp4 domain-containing protein. The transcript is spliced from 3 exons. The record is from RefSeq and is a predicted model, not a curated record. Lineage: Eukaryota; Fungi; Basidiomycota; Agaricomycetes; Agaricales; Mycenaceae. The coding region runs from base 1 to 1314 and encodes 437 amino acids.